UUGGGAAAUAAGCAAACCGGUAGAGUACUCAUAGAUACAGGUAGUGAGUGUUGUUAAUUCGCAGAAAAACUUGAUUUACCGAUAAAAAUGAGCGCUGCUACUAUUUACGGACUAGGAGACGAGGGCUGCGCGCAGAUGAUGUGCAAAAGGUGCAAGCACGUCUUUUGUUGGACGACUUCCUUCUGCGGCACUACGACCGCGGCCCGUGCAAAAACAAGCUCGGUCACUCCCGCGCCUCCGUUCUGUGGCAUCGCACGCAAGUGGUCGGCAUCUUCGCCAGCUUCGGCAUCCUGCUUCUGGUCGCUUCGCCGCUCCUGUUGUUAGCUGCGCCGUGUAUCGCGUGCAGCCGGUGUCGACUCUGCAACGCGGACGGCUCCUCUUCGCGGCUCAGCGAGGACGACGACAACGAGGGGGCGGAGCGGAGGAAUUCGAUGGUCGGAGCGCGUAGGCGGAGCCAAGAAGACACGCCCACCGGGGGCCGAUGACCACCGCCCAUUAACGAGGCGGGUCUGACCAGCUGCCCCUGGUGCUUGUGAGGACACGCUGUUCGUACGACGACGUCACGAACGGAGACAGAAAUUGGCUGUUAUAUGAGGUUUUAUACUAAAAGUUGCAUCAAAGACAAGCACAGUAAUUCGAUCUGGAUAAUAUCAGCAUCUUUUUCAACAGACACCGCUUGAACACCUUAAAAUAGGUUUGUUACCACCUUCUUGCAAACAUAGAAGUAAGCUUUUAUUUAUUAAAAUAUAAUUGUAAUUGGGAGGUUUUAUAACAUUUUUGUUUUAUUAUAGCACUUUUUAUCAAUUGUGAUUUUCCAGCUAAACAGAGUAGGAAAAACGAUAAAUUAUUGUAUAACAUCUGACACUUAUCAUGUGGUCUAAAUGUCGAUAAUCCCCCAUGCUUGUCUGGCCAAUUAAUUCGCAUUUGGACUCUUCUGGUUUCGCGUGACGUCAAAUGGAUAAUGAAGACAGAAAUAAAAUAUACCGUAUUGCCAUUCUACUGAAGGUCACAUUUGUGAUUGAAACGUUUACACUAAAGAAGAUUAUGUCAGUGCAUGUGGUUUUAUUGGCCGGACACGCAUGGGAGAUUAAUAAAUUUUUACCUAAAAAUUUUGUCAGUUGAUUACGAAUGGUGUAUAGUGAUGAAAUUUGAAUCUUUAGGACGUUAUAUUUUGUUUAAGAGACAUAAGAGAAUAGUAAAUUCUUUUUCUUAUUUAGUAACAUUUCAAAAUUCCCCCUAUUGACAGGUGACAAUCAAAGCCGUAUUUUGUUGUCGUUUUUUGUACACCUGGAUUCACUUUGUAAAAGACUAAAUGCCAGAACACAGCGGCUGCUAUGAAGAAAUUUUGUUAAUCCGAUUUUUUGACCCAUUGACGACGACCUGUACCAUCGGUUGUCCACCUGAUGUUUUGUCAACAGCCGGAGUUGACCACCAGUGGUACAAGUGUAAAUACUGUUUCUAUGCGACUUAAAUUCGUUGAAUUGUCAAAAAGGUUUCUCUUAGGAGACAAACGGUUACUACAAUGAUAAAGUCGAAAUCUCGAAAGAUGACGAUUACGUCAUCAUUUUAGUCUGUAGAAAAGACAAACGACAGACAUUUGUGAAUAUUUUUAAAGAAGUUUCAGAUAUGUUAGACAGAGACAAACAGAAUUUUAUUGUCUAAACAAACUGUAUUGCUAGUUUGCAUGGAUCCGACAAAGAUAGACGAAGUUUUCAUGUUGUAUGAUCGAUCAUAUUUGAAAGAUGAAAAGUUAGGUUAUCUUAAAGCAGGUAGGGUUGUUUUCGAAUAAUACUUUGGUCUUUGGUGUUCCUGUCUCAAGGUAUUCUACCCGUAACUGUUUUUUUCAAAACAAAAACUCCCCACUAAAAUUAUUAUUAUGGUAUCACUCAAAACCAUGAAAUAAAAUGAAAAUAAAAAUAAUCAGUGAAAUAAAUACUCGUCCAGUUUUUUGCAAAUAGUUCAUUUCGUUGUUCGCCGUUCAUGACCUGGUCUCUAGGCUUGAAUGAGACAGCUGGGGUGUCAGUGGCGUGCGGGAACAAAUUUCUGGCAUAUACUAUUAAUUUGUUUUCGGCGCUUUUGCCGAAUUUUGGCAGUCCUGUGGGCACGCUUGAACUGAAAAUUUGGAUAUUUCCAUUCACCAGGCCUACAUAGGGUGUAUCUAGUGACGUACUCGGUAGGGGUAAUUCCCGUGGUGAGAUUCGUCCUAUUUCGAAGUGCGAAGAGUAUACUGCUCAGGUGUCUUUCCCAGUACUCUUGCACGUAUUGCUCUUUUUCAGCUCUGCAUUUCGUUUCCCAACCGGGUUCGCUCUUUGGUGCUGAUGAGAUCCGGUGCUCAAUGAUGUUUUUUUCGAGGUGGAUCCUGAAAAGUGCUUGAACCAUAUUUGAUGACCUCUUUUCAGUAUCCUCACCUUGUGCAUAUGCUAUGCAGAAAACUGGUGGCUGUUUUUGACACUGCAUCCGGCCUGGGCUCGGCCUCUACCCAUUUACUUGCGAUGCAAGUUCCCACAAACAGGACCAUAUUUCCGGCCUGGGUUUUUGGGUAAGGCCACAUGGGGUCGAUACUUAUGACCUGGAAAGGUUCUUGAGGGAGAGUCGGCAUCUGGGAUGCGGCUGGUUGCGCGUACGAAGCGUUUCAUCAAGUCCAUUAGACCUGUCGAGUAGUACAGUCUAGUUGCAGAUUUGUACGUUUCCAGUGCCCCAGGCUGACAAGCAUCCUCGUGGCCGUGGAAUCGAUGGAGUAGUCGGUCAAGCUUGUGUUUUGGAACUAGUAGCUGUCUGGCUUGACUAUUUUCCAUGGAUAGUUAUUUUCACAGACCAUAUUUGACCUCAAAUGAAUCCCAAAGGCAACUUUCCCAUGGCUCAAGACGUUGUCUUUCCUCCGGAGAUAACGACCUUAGCAUUUCCCAUUCACCGAUGGCAUCCUUUACUUCAGGACAGUCUUAUUGAGAAGCUGCCAUCUCAGCUAACAGAUCGUCACGCUCGAGAAGGAAACAAGUUUGAGGGCUAGCGAGAUCUGGUUCGUCAUCAGACUUGUUUUCCGGAACCAGACUACGUAGCGGCAAACGGCCGUAGUUGUAUUCGCCCCCUUGUCUUGGGGCGUUAUUCGCAGCUGGCCGGCGGGUGCUCCUUUGUCUUCUGGCAGACUUGGUCCGCGACGCUAUGAAGUCGUCGAGAGCCUUCGUUAGAGGGUCGUUGCGACCUUGUAGUGCCAGGUCUAUCAAGGAUUUAACUUCCUCCGGAAGCUCGGUGUAUUUCGCGUCCAGCAAGCUCUCUCGCAACGAGCCUCCCAAAGUAACCCGCGAUUGUGCCAGUUGAUUAGUAUCUCUGUCCGCGUCAGUUACAAUAUUAGAGUUUACAACAUUGAAUUGCACGGCACUGUCACUCACACUAGCAGUCUUUGUCUAUGUCCGAAUCUUCUUGGGCGUUCCUUCUAGCUGGUUGGGCGGUUCCUGAAGGCCCAGCCUCUUGGGAUGCGUGGAUGACAAUCGCUGAAUUGGCUAAACGCGCCGCUGCGGGCGACUCUGUUGUUUUGUUCGUGGUGAGUCGCCCAACGGAAGUUCUUCGUUCAGCAGAUGGAGGUGUGGAGACGUACUGUGGUCCACAGAUGGCAUUUGUUUAGUUUUGCCUCUGUGGCGCGUCUACUCCUUCCUCGGUACCCCUGCUACCAAUGAGAUUUCGGAACUUCCGUAGUCCAUAGCCGAUAGCUCGCUUUGGGCUGAACUUCUGACUUUUCGGAGCAUGGCUGCUUUUGCUGACUGGAGAACUAGCUUGUGGAAGUCUGCUCAUGUCCUCCGUUGUGGCAGCGGUCUGCGCUCCUAGUCGUGCGCGUGCUUCUUCUUUCACCAGGGCUAGGUACUCCUUAUAUAACGGCUUAUCCCUUCGAUGACGGAUCUGAUGUUUUGUCAGCCCCGUUGCCGCCACCAUGUCUUUUAAGAAGUACCUUUUCUCGGGGGUCAGGUUAGCCUCUAUAUUUGCUAACGUUAUCAUGAUUUCCGCCUCCGAGUGCGGUGCGCUUUCUGCCAAUUGGCGGUUAUACUCCACCGGGUGGGCCUUUUUGGUGUGCAGCCUCAUGCCAGGGUAGGUUUGAAAAGCCCUGUCACAGAAGCUGCACUGUUGCCAGUCUGUGGUGUUGGUGUUGAUGGCCCCCUGUGGAUUUUUCGGGGGGGCCUGUGGACAUCGUCUUGAGUGGUUUUGGAGGCCUUUGAGUGUAG
Messenger RNA from Acanthoscelides obtectus, 4211 nucleotides. Lineage: Eukaryota; Metazoa; Arthropoda; Insecta; Coleoptera; Chrysomelidae. The record is from the annotation of a GenBank genome assembly.